Larimichthys crocea (large yellow croaker) is the source of this 4082-nucleotide messenger RNA. It is a transcript of the gene gpc5a, whose product is annotated as glypican 5a. Bases 371 to 2092 code for a protein of 573 amino acids. The record is from RefSeq and is a predicted model, not a curated record. Gene Ontology annotation, cellular component: extracellular region; plasma membrane; cell surface. The transcript is spliced from 9 exons. Gene Ontology annotation, biological process: positive regulation of canonical Wnt signaling pathway; cell migration; regulation of protein localization to membrane. NCBI's taxonomy places the organism in Eukaryota, Metazoa, Chordata, Actinopteri, Sciaenidae.
UUGAAGACUGUCCACUAGGUGGCGCUGUCAGGCUGUGGGUCAGCAGCGCGUCCUGCCGGCGGAGUGCAGGUAACGUUCACGGUACCGCCUCUGCUGUCGGUCCAACCAACUUGGACAACAUGCCGCUUUCAAACAGAGUCACACCGCAGCAACUUUCUCUCUGUGGCCGGACUGAAGUGAUCAUCCGAAGCGUUUCCUCGACUCAGACACAAACGCCACAUGGUCGACGCUGAAUUCUCCUGAAAUCUGAAAUGUGGUCGGAACUCACCUGAGCGGAGUAUAGGUUAACUUCCACACAGAAAUAGACUCGUGUUUCUUUUUUACUAUUAUUAUUAUUUUUAUUGGAGUAAUAUCUCUGGAUUUUAUUAAAAUGUCUGUGCUGUGGACGAACUACAUUUUCUUCCUGGCGUGUUGCUGUGGAUUAGGCUUUGGGAACCCAAACAGAUGCGAUGAAGUGCGCAAAGUUUUCCAACUCAGACAAAUUGGACCAAAUCAAUUAUUGCCUUUAAGUCCUCGACCAGGUUCAGACCUUCAGGUGUGCACGUCCAAGAACCUGACAUGCUGCACCAAAAAAGUGGAGGAGCGGUACCAGGUGGCAGCCCGGAGAGACAUCCAGAACCUUAUCCAGAUGUCCAGCUCCAGCCUGAAGUUUCUAAUCUCCCGUAAUGUGGCUGCUUUUCAAGACACCUUUGAGGUCCUGAUGAGGCAGGCGGAGAAUCACACUAAUGUCGUCUUCCAGGAGUCGUACCGCAACAUGGCUGAUCAGGCCAUGGGCCCUGUGCGGGAACUCUUCACUGAUAUUGGUCUUUUCCUGCUCGGCUCUGAGCUUAACGUUGAUGACUUGGUGCAGCGAUUUUUUGAUGCCCUCUUCCCACUGGUCUACAAUCACCUCAUUAACCCAGGCCUCAGCGACAUAUCGGCAGGGUACGCAGAGUGUGUGAGGCAGUCCAGCCGUGAUGUAAGACCGUUCGGUGGGACGCCCAGCGUCCUGGCUGAUCAGAUCACUCGCUCUGGGGUCUCUGGUAAGCUUCUUCUUCAGGCCCUGCACCUCGGCAUCGAGGUCAUCAAUACCACAGACCACUUACAGCUAAGCCGCGAGUGCAGACGGGCCCUGCUCAAAAUGCACUACUGUCCUCACUGUCAGGGCUUAACCCAGUCUAAGCCCUGCAUGGGUUACUGCCUCAAUGUGAUGCGGGGCUGUUUGGCGAGCAUGGCAGAGAUUGACAUCCACUGGAGGGAAUUUGUUCGCUCGCUGGAGGGUCUGUCGGCACGGAUGCACGGACCACAGGAUUUGGAGCAAGUGCUUCUGGGGAUUCACACUGUCCUUCACGAUGCCGUCGGACAAGCUCAGAAAAAUGGACCCCGCCUCUCGGCGCAGGUGCACAAACUGUGUGGCACACCGAACAGGAAGCCUGCACAGUCAGUCAGCAUCCAACACAGCAGCAGCAGCAGCAGCAGAGAAUCCAUCCCUCUCAAAGCUCCCGUCAAGGUGUCAGGGGACUCGCUCGCUGUGAGGAGAAGGGACUUUCUGAACAGUCUACGUCUCUACCGCACGUACUACGGUGGCCUGGCGGAUCAGCUGUGUGUGAGCGAGCUGGCCCCAGGUGACGGGCUGUCUUGCUGGAAUGGAACCGACAUUGUAAAAAGCUACACCCUCCGCGUAGUGGGCAAUGGGAUCAAGGCUCAGAGUAUCAACCCCGAAGUCAAAGUGAAGGGAGCGGACCCUGUGAUAAAUCAGAUCAUUGACAAACUGAAGCACAUCAAUCAGCUGUUGCAGGGAAAGUCCAUCCCUAAACUGGGGUCUCUGGACCAGAUUGAAACAGGAAGUGGAGACGCAGAGGGGCGUUACAGUGGUGACUGUGAUGAUGAGGACGGUUGUGGGGGUUCAGGUGGUGGCGAGAAUAGGAAGAACGUCCCCAGAGUCUCCAAAUUGAGUCCAGAUGUGACCGGUGAUCAUAAACACCAUCACCAUCAUCGUCAUUAUCCACCUGCUGAGGAUUCAGAAGUGGAGGGAAGAUCCAGGAGCCUUGGACUGACACCAGCCAUCUGGGUCUUGAUAUUGCCUUUUUUACAUAUUCUCCUGGCCUUGUAACAGCUGCCUUUUUGCAGCAUGGAACUUUCAGGACUUGAUAUCAAGCUUAUUAAUUCCGAAUUAAAAGAACCAGUGGACAUAACAAGCUCCUGUAAUGCAAUGGAGCACCACUUCCACACAGUGCAGGACACGGGGUAGGAGUGAACAUUAAUGUUUGUGUGGAAAUUGCAAGACACUGUGGCUUCUAUGUAAGACAGCAUUUUGUUCAGCUUUACGAAUAUUCAUUCUUUUUUUUUAUCAGUUACCUGGCAUUCAUUAACACUAAUAAUGACUUAUUUAUAACAGCCGAUGUCAAAACUAAGUACAGCAUAUGUUGUAAAAGUCUGGUAUUAAUUUAAUUGUAUUUCUGCACAUAAUAUAUAUGAUCUUUAGAUGUAUAUAAUCAUUAAUUUGCUUCUGCAUAUCACACUGUAAUGCACUCCUAACAGUGUAGGAUUUACUUCUUUUAAAUGGGGUUUUGCAACUGCUGUGACAGAAGACUUGUAAUCUAGAAGGUUACAUUUGAUAUUGGAUUGAAAGCACAUUCUUCACAGCUCUCGUCGUUGCGAUUUUUGUACAAGCUCAAUUAAAAUGGCCUGUUAUUCUUCUACCAUCCAAUGAAUCCGCUCUGUGUAUAAACCAAUGUUUUUCUUACAGACAGACAUUUUUUCAUACAUUUCUUCAGAUUGUGCUUUAGAUCACUGUAUAAGGCCUAGAGUAAGCUCUCAGGUAAUGUAUAUUCUUAUACAUUCUUGUGAAUGGAUCAAAAAAGAAUUCAAGGCACCUGCUUCCCUUCACUUGUAAAAGCUGCCGUGCUGUCCAGACUCCAUUUAAUCGCCAUAUUUCAAUUGCAAAAUUGACCUGUAAUGCUACUGCUGAGAGAAAUGCUAAAAGGAGAGAGGUGGGCAGGUGGACGUGGCAGGGGGAGCCAAGUGAAAGAAUUCAUACUCCUUUCUUCUUUAGAAAUAGUUUAGUUUCCUCAGGAGCCUAUUAUCAUCUUUCAAAUUCAAUCCUCCUUCCUGCCUCCACAUGGGCCUGGGUUUGAGCUGAUAGCUCCCGAAACCACUGGAGGAGGAAGAAUCCAGUUGCUUCUACCUGCUACCUGACUGCAUGCUGCUGGUGUGUUGCUGGCAGAUUGCAAAGAAAAGGAAAAUGAUUUGUUUCACAUAUGCCAUGCAUGUCUGGUCAAUGGCUGAGAGAGAGAGAGAAAGUACUCAACGGUGCCAAUGGUGUUUUUUUGCUCACAUAUGCUGGGGAAAAAUUUUUUUUUUUUUUAAUUCUGCAGAAGCUAAAAAGAAAGAUUUUAUAUCCACUGCUAUACACAGCAUAUGUGUGUGUGUGUGUGUCUAUAUAUACACACACAUGGAAAUACAUGGAAAAUGAAUGAUUGCUAUUUUAAAUAGAUGAGAAAAAAAAACCCUCAAACAUUCAAUCUGAGCUCAAAACAGCUUUUAGAUAUUCCAGCCAAAGGUACAAUCUCCUCAGGUACAUGUUUGAUCAUAUGUGAUGAUAUUUUAGACGCCUGUGACCUCCCUCAUGCUGCAAUCUUCCUAAAGCAUGCAUAGUAUUUUAUUUUUUUUAUCUGUCAUUUUCACCUUUGAUGUAGCAAGUUAGACAUUUAUCAUGAUAUAAAGUCAAGGCUGUUUGAGCAGCCGAACCACUUGAGUAGCUUGGAGCAUUUCCAACAACUGUCUCGAGGUUUAGAUAUAACUUUGAGAUUAAUUACACUCAUCAUUUCUUACCGUGCUUUAAAUUCAAUGCCUGUGUAUGAGGCUUUUUGAGGUGACAAUAGUCACUGCUUAACUAUUUUAAUACAGCUGUUUAACUAUCUAACAAGUCAUGACUGCUCCCCAAAACCAAUUAUAUCACAGGUUGGCACCAUCAAAGUCGGUGCUAUUGCUAUUUGAACAACUGUGUUAAUGACACUAUUAAAGAAUAGUGUUCAGGCGCUACCAGAUAACAGGCAGCCGGCACAGAGCCAGAGGUGCCUUGAGGCAAAAUACAGAUGUCA